Molecule: messenger RNA, 507 nt
Organism: Kwoniella botswanensis
Lineage: Eukaryota; Fungi; Basidiomycota; Tremellomycetes; Tremellales; Cryptococcaceae
Exons: 3
Coding region: 1-507 (168 amino acids)
Source: RefSeq, a predicted model, not a curated record
AUGUCUUCCUCACCUUCCACCCCAACCGCAUCAACUUCCACCUCUGAACUUCGAUCUCGUUCCCAUCGCCCACCACCACUCAAUCACGUCGAGUCCAACGAAGGUCAUCCUCCACCUGGUACUCCCCCUGCAUCAGAUUUUAGGUCAGCUGUCUCUGCCGAUAGCUCUACAAACGUUCAAUUUCCAGGUGGACUAUAUCUGCCCGCUGUGAAAGGUACAAUAGGAGGAAUUGAAUCACCACGAAGGCAUAUGCGAAAUUCACCUAGUAUAUCUACUUUCCGUGAUAACUCGUCAUCUAAUCCUCCAAAUUCAGCAUCUACCAUUCAACCUCCCCAGUCUUCCCAACAAGAUCAGCAGGAACGCCAAGAUGCUUCUCCUCCUCCUCCUCCCCCUCCACCGCCCUCAAGCCGAGCUAUAUUUAGGAGUGACCCGACUAUCAAAAGCUGUUUGACAGCCCUGAAGAUGGAUAAAGCGGAUGAGAUAGCUAAGUUAUUUGGGGUCGCUUAG